AUGGAAAGGGAUUGGGCAAACUUAGAGUCACUUGCUCUCGACAUUAUUAUUUCGAAGCUAAUUGAACCAAUUGAUCACAUUUGGUUUGGUUCCGUAUGCAAGAAUUGGCACUCAAUUGCAAAGCUUAAUCAUCUAAACAACUACAAAUUUAGGAACAAUAUAUUGCCUAUGUUGAUGAUCCCUUCAAAGAAGAAUCCAAGAAAAAGAAGUCCAAGAAAAAGAAGUUUGUUUAGCAUAUCAGCAAACAGAGUGUAUGAAUUUCAAUUGACAGUGUUUUCUAAUAAGAGAGUUUGUGGUUCAACUCAUGGUUGGAUUGGAACCGUAGAUCAAAAUAAUGUCAUAACUUUGGUGAAUCCUUUUAAGGAUGUAGCUCCUAUUAUUCUACCUCGGAUUGAUGUUUAUGAUUCUUAUAAGUAUUAUGAAUUCGAUGUACGUAAGGUUACUUUGUCGGUUGACCCUAUAACAAAUCCAAAUGAUUACGUGGUUGCAGCAAUUUAUACUAACCGUGGGUGUCUUGCUUUCAUGAAAGCAGGACAAGAGUUUUGGACGUACAUGGAUGACAUUGAUGUUGCAUUCUACAAAGAUUUGGUGUAUGCUGUAUCUCGUUGGAAAUCAAUUGUCUCCUUUGAUCUUUGUAAUUCUACUUGCCCUUAUCGAUUUGAAGAGAGAAUUCCAAAUUUUGUUAGAGAACAAGGUGAAGAUGAAACUUACUCUUCACUAGCUUAUCUAGUGACAUCAUUGGAGGGAGAUCUGUGGAUGGUGAGAAGUGACUCAACGUCUAUAUCAGCUUCAUAUUUUUCAUGUUACGUACAAAAGAAUUCUAUUUAUUAUACUGAUAAUUUUAUCGACGAUACACCAGUUCGUUAUCCUCAAGUCCCUUAUGAUAUGGGCAUCUAUAAUGUAAAAGAUGGAAAUUUUGGUAUUCAUUGCCCUUUCAAACCUUAUUUCAAGGGUUUGGCACCUCCUGUAUGGGUUCUGCCACCUUUUCAGUGGGAUUGCUAA
This is a messenger RNA of Cicer arietinum (chickpea), 1002 nucleotides long. RefSeq lists its product as uncharacterized. NCBI's taxonomy places the organism in Eukaryota, Viridiplantae, Streptophyta, Magnoliopsida, Fabales, Fabaceae. The record is from RefSeq and is a predicted model, not a curated record.